Oncorhynchus keta (chum salmon) is the source of this 3234-nucleotide messenger RNA. RefSeq lists its product as uncharacterized. The coding region runs from base 677 to 1438 and encodes 253 amino acids. The transcript is spliced from 4 exons. Lineage: Eukaryota; Metazoa; Chordata; Actinopteri; Salmoniformes; Salmonidae. The record is from RefSeq and is a predicted model, not a curated record.
AAAGAAGAAUGGUAGAAAGUGUAAGCAGAGUGAGCUGAAGACAGGAGGAGAAAUGGAAGUGUGGUGAAGUUCUCGGAGGCCGAGGCUUUUACCGAGGGUCAGCAUGAAGAUGAGUCUGUGACAGCAGGAGUGAAGUUUUUGGAAAAGUGGACCCUUGCCUUUUGGCUGAUCCAUUUGUGGGUGAAAACAGUGUUGGGUGCUGUGGAAUCGGUGAGGGUAAUCAGAAGUGGUCUUGUGGUAAUUGUUUGUGUUUCUGCUGGUCAGAGGGAGAAGGCGCUCCGUGUUAAACAAAUGAGGACAAGAAAGGUAAAUUGUUUUUCUCCCAAGAAAAGGGUGCCAAAGGAGUGAUUACUGGGGUAGCAGUAAAUGUAAAAGUUGACCAAUUUAAGGGGAAGAUUCACAGUGUUUGUGAUGCUUGUCGAUUGAGGUAGGACUAAAUAGAUGUAAAUAGUGGAGUAGGGUGGUGUUAUUUUUAAGAAAUUGUGAGUGUAGUGUUAAAAUGAGAAGGUAGGGUAUUUGUUUAUUUAUUGUUUUUUUUUUCAAGCAAAGUAUAAGGGAGGAGGCGGUAAUGCAACAUGUAUUGGAUGCCAACUGCCAUUAAACCUCAUCGAAGAAAAAGGAAAGGAAGAGGAAGCGAGAGGAUCAACUCGGCGGCAAAUCUGCUCCCCCAGCAGCCAUGACUCUGAGCAUGUCUCCGGCUGCGGUGUGCCAGUGCUUUACGCUGGUGUCACUGUGCACAUCCAUCGCCGACCCAAACUGGAUCCAAGUCAUGAACAACACUGACCCUGGAGGCAAACAGCUCAUCUAUGGUGUGGCUUUCAUACUGCAUGCUCCCCAGAACCUCACUGACACAGGUCCCCUGGGUGGUGUAAAUGGCUGGGGGGUGUGGCUGCUCUAUGCCCUGGCGGCUCUGUGCUACAGUGCUGUCCUGCUCUCCAGCUCCUCCUUCCUAUUGGACUUCCUGGGGACUGGGAUGUCCCACGCUCGACUGGUGGUGUUACUCCACAUCUCCACAGUGGUUCUCCUCCUGUCUGUUCUGGGAGUGUGUGGGGCCUGCCUGUACAUCAUCCACUGCAACCUUCAGGAGGGAAAGCUUGGGCCACUGUGGGAAUGGGUGGGGGGCUGGACCUGGCCUGGGUCUGGCUCCAGGAGCCAGGGAGGGGUGGUGGGGAUGAAGCCUUACCCAGGGGAGAGCUUCUACAUCACCAUGCUGGGCCUGCUCUUCUCCUGCCUGGCCGGUGUGAUCAGCCUGAGCACCCUGGGGGACCCCACCUCCACCCAGAGGGACUACACAGCUGUGGUGGAGUGGGAUGACAGUGACACAGAGCCCCUUACCCCCAGGGAGCAGGGAGUGGGACAGUCUGACGAAGAGGAGGGGGUAGGAGACGUGUUGCCUGAAAUUACUCAGGGGGAGGUGGGUGGAAGUGGAGACUCCUAAAGGGGUUUCUCGGACCACUACAGAGGUAGAGGUUUGAAUGUGUGGCCCCAAAUGGCUUAGUUUCGGGCUAGAAUGAAAACCAGGACCACACCACACAUGGCCUGUAACAGACUUAAUUAGACAGCAGUGCUGGUGCCUUCCCUGUUCAUGUUUUGAAUCCCUAUUGCUUCACUGGACCAAGCUGGUGGAAUCCAGUCAGGAGCCAAAAAAGAGACCAGAUACGUUUCCUAAUGUUGUUUUAAUGUUUGUCUGCCUAAAACAUGUCUUCUCGGGGUAUGUACAGUUGCACAACAUCAAGUCAAUAACCCUUUUACCCAUUUUUCCUUGUGGGAGUUUAUGCCCAGCGUCUCACACUUGACCCAACCAAGAUAAAUCGUUCUUUGGCAAGCUGUGAUAUUUGGAAAAGUGUGACAAGAAUGUAACACGGUUAAGCUAUUUCUGUCUGUGUGUGUGACCAGGGAAAGUGAGAGUCUGUAUGUUAUAAUCGAUGUGUGAUGCAAAUGAUAUGCCCUUCCUGCUCAUCAAUGGGAACAAGCUUUGACCCUGUUCACAUUACUGCAAAAUAACCACUGGGGAAUGUUCCGGAUCAGCGAAUGGUUUGUAACAGUUCAGAACCAGAAAAUAUGUUCAAUGAGCAGAAGUUCAGACUGCUUAACAUUGCGAUCCUAACACAGUACAAUCACCUAUUCUCCUCUUCUAGUUAACAUAUAAAAUCCCUAGAGGAAGGUUUUUCUGAUUAUUUUCUUUUUAACAGGUUGUUUUUUAACGUAUGCAUUAUUUUAACUUCUUAAACCCUUUGCACAGUCUUCCAUAGUGACACUUUCAGUUUCCCAAAUGGUGGAAACAAUUCACAGAUUUCUAUGGAAGAUUUACCUGAAGUAUACUGAAACUGGAGUUUCCUCUGAGAAAUUCCAUUUAAAAAGCCCAUUUGGCUUCUAUUAUGGCCACUAUAGCUUUAAUCACAAAUUGAGGAACUAUUUAUUAGCAUGGUUGUUUACUACUAUAGGAAAGAUUGAGUUCUGCUUCACAAUGAUAGGAAGAGCCGACAUCGAAGGAUCAAAAAGCGACGUCGCUAUGAACGCUUGGCCGCCACAAGCCAGUUAUCAUUGUGGUAACUUUUCUGACACCUGCUUAAAACCCAAAAAGUCAGAAGGAUCGUGAGGCCCCGCUUUCAUAUGAAGUCUUUCCUUUCCACAGUAGGUAGUGUAAAUACAUGGCAAUACAUUGCUCUUGCUAUCUAAUCAUAUUUGAAUAUGAUGUAUUAAAUAUUUGAUGUGCUUAAAUAUUUAUUGUUUCAUAAAAUGACACUGCUAUUGGUCACUAGAUACCUCAGAUCACUGUGAAAAUAUAUCCCGGUUUGGCAUCUUUAGGCGUCUACAUUACAGCACAAACCACUGUCUGUAUGCUUAUCCUACUUGAAGGUAACCAAUAAGACAAGCUCCUUGAUGGCGCUUGGUUGCAUGUGACGGUAGGGCCAUGGAUAUUGACUUGAUAAAUUAAGAUGGCUGCCUAGAAUCAGGUUUUCCUUACCCGCUUAUACCCUCAAGGCCUGUUUCCUGGACACAGAUUAAUCUUAGUCCUGGACUAGGAAUAAUUUUCGAUGGAGAUUGUUUUUAGUUCAAGACUAGGCUUAAUAUGUGUCUGGGAAACCGUCCCUCAAUCUUUUCCUCAGGUACAUAGGAAGACGUUCCUUCUCUUAUUCCAGGGUCACAGUCCCAUCUCUAUGAAUCCGACUUUUCAUUGUUGUUGUUUAUGAUGCUAUUUAUUCAUUAAACUACUUUUGCGUGUUUGUAAAA